UUGGCAAAGCAAAGAUCCAGCUAACAGUUGACGGUAGUUUUAUUAUCAGGUGAAAAUCGGUUUUUGAAGUGAAGUUGUGCUUUUCUUGCUCGGCAGCACAUGCGUUAGUUUAUUAAAAAAAAAAAAAAGAACAAGUGAGCAGAAUAGUUUACGUUUUGCGGCAAUCAUUUUUAAAUGUAUACGUACUUACUGAUACCAGCUGUAGCAAGACAUUCUUCACAGCAUGAACUCCGAAGUAGAGUUCCACAUACGAAACAAUGAUACUUGGGCGAAACUUCCUGCUAAUGUUAAACAGAGCCUUGGAAACUCGCAGAAAGAGUAUGAAAAAUGGAUAGUCCAAUUCAGCCUCGGAAAUCAAUUGAGAUACAAAGGAAAUCUCAUCAGAUUGGUUCGGAGAGAUGAACGCCGUUAUUAUGAAGAUGUGUUGGAUUAUAGCAAACAAAAUUUAAUGCUAUAUCCUUACCAUCUAUCUGAUGUUGUUGUAAAGGGGCUAAGAGUAACACCUUUCCAAUACUACACGGCAAUGAUGGAGAGUAUUAUGGCACAGGAGAAGAGCUAUGAUUCUCUUCCUAACUUUACAGCUGCUGACUGUCUCAGAUUAUUAGGAAUUGGCAGAAAUGAGUAUAUAGAACUAAUGAACCAGUAUCGUACUCGGCCGAGGCUCUUUAGAAAGAAGACAAUUAGGGAUCUUUUGCCAGCAAAACCGGCAAAAAUUAUGGUUAAGCCAUGGUGGAAUGUUGAAGUUGGUUUGGUAAUUGAGGAUGAUAUAAAGUUGAUAAGUGAAGAAGAGAAGAAAGUUAUAGAUAAAAUUAUUGAUAAUGGCACUCAGAAAGCUGGUGAUCUUGAUAUUAAUCUGAUACAUAAUCUCUAUUUGAAGGGCCUUAUCUACCUGGAUGUUCCUAUUGAAGAUGAUGACUGUAUAAUUGUACCACCCUUGAAAGGAUUUGUAAUGAAUCGUGUACUGGGUGAUUAUUUUGAAACAUUACUUUACAAAAUUUUUGUAUCCAUUGAUGAACAUACAACAGUGGGUGAGUUAGCAAAUGUACUCCAGAUUGAUCCUCAGGCAGUAAAAAAUGCUGUUUCCUUGUAUUGUCGUCUUGGAUUUGCGUACAAAAAAUGUGUUGAAGAUGAUCAAGAGGAUACAAAUGCUAUCUGGAAAGCGGGUGAUCCUUCUAGUAAGAAGAGCAUAUCAGUAGAGCCAGUACCUCUUGACCUGACUUCGCCAUUUAGUGAAGCAGUUACAACGCCCACUGAUGAUGCAUCAAGUGGUACAGAAGAGGUCGAAGCAGCCUUCUUAUCAAACCAGCCACGAAGUAUGCGCAUUGCCUUCCUGUUUGAUUCAACACUAACUGCAUUCCUCAUGAUGGGCAACUUAUCUCCAGGGUUGAAGAAUCACGCAGUAACCAUGUUUGAAGUGGGGAAGCUAUCUGAUGAAUCACUAGAUAGCUUUGUUACUGAACUAGAUAGCAUAUCAACAGUGGAUAGUGAAGGUGAAGCUCAACGAUACUUUGAACAUGCCUUCAAUUUACGUUCUACCAUUGGAUUUUUACGGAGUAAUCCUGCCAUGGGACAAGAUCUGAACUUGCCUCUAGAUCUGGUACGCUGUGAAAGCUUGCAGUCUUUAGAUCCUGCUACCUGCACUCGCCUGCUUGUUAAGAAUUACAGGCUGCUUGUUUCGAUGGCGCCACUGAGUAAAGAAAUAAGACCAAUUAGCAGCUGUAUGCCACCUCACCUAGGACCUGCUAUUCCGGAAGUAAAUAGUGUGUGGUUUAAACUGUUCAUAUAUUAUAUUACUGGAUAUGGUCCUCCAUCUCUACUUCUAGUGAAAGGUUCUCGAAUUAAGAGGCUACCAGCUGUAUUCUGUAAAUAUGAAAAGCUCUUGGUGACUACAUGGGGACAUGAUCCUGGAGUUCUACCUGUCAGUAAUAUUAUUUUUACCCUCAAUGAAGCACUUUGCCAUUCAGCUGUUUUGGUCCAGGCUUAUGGUAUUAGCCGAGUAGCAGAAACAUUCUUGGUACCAUUUCCGAUGUCUUCAAAACCGCUAGCUAUUGGUGGCAGUUUUCAGAAUGUGUGCACCACUGAUGUUGAUUGGAAUUCCCAUCCUGCUGUAAGGAAACUGUCUGACGUUAUUGAUCUGAAGUGCAGCUGUGGCUUUAUAAGUAUGGUUGAUACAGAGAACAGUAUAGAUGGUCAUACUAACAAAAGUAAUUUUUAUAGGCACACUCCAGAAGAAUCUAAGUGCAUUUCGCCUAUCUCCAGUUCAGGAUCUAAUGUUGACAGCUUUGUAGAAGCUUGGGUGAAAACAGGAUCCCCAGAUGACACAUUUGAAGAGCCCACUAGUGUAGAUUUAUUACCUAGCAAUGGCUUCACAAAUGGUGAAUGUGCUUCUGUCUUAAAAAAAGAAAUAGAUAGCACAUAUCCUGAAAAAUUAAAUAUUAAAUCAAAGUCUGUUGACAAUGAAAUUAGGAAUGACAGUAGCCUCUUGUCCUCAGAAAAUGAUAGUAGUGAAAAGAGAGAUCUUGAGAAUAUAUCUACAGAUAUAAAUCGAUGGACUCUUUUGGAGUGUAGUUUUGGAAUUCCACUGUUUAACCAGGAAAUAAACAGAGAAAUUUGCAAGAAUAUCCUCCAUUACAAACUGUAUCAAGAAGAUAGUCUGCGUCAACUUACUCAUUCCAGUCGUAAAUUGUGCCUCAACUUGUUGGACUUCAUAGCUAAAUUUCAGGAGUUACCAGUCCUUCAGGAAGAGUUAAGCAAUAUUUACAAUAAACAGCUCAGUAAUGUUGUUUUGCCUACAAGAAAUCUUCUGUUUAUUGGUGGGGAGCUGAAAACUUGGGAUGGAAAAUGAGAACUGUCACAACAAAGGUAGCUGUUUCUCAAGCAGACUGACAUUUCCUGAUCUUCGGUUGGUUUCUUUGACAAAGAGAAAUUCUGUGUUGUAUCAUAUUCAACUAUCCACCAACUAUCAAUUUGAAUGAGUUUUUAAAUUCCACUUGCAGUCAGAGGUACAAAAUUCUAUCUCUGAUAGUUCUCUUGUGUGACAGGUUAAACAGAAUUUAGUUUCUGUACAAUUCAAUCUACAUUUUGUUUAUUUAUGUUCAUUUGAGUACAUACCUGUAGCUACUUUUACACCAGUCCUUCAACAGUUGCCCUUCAUUGUUGUUGCCAAUAGGUUCAGCAGUGUGUUAUCACCAUUACUCUAUUCUAAUCCCAGUUUUGUCUGACCAGGUAGAUUAAUAGCAGACUGCAGUUAUCAGUUGUCAUUACAGUACCAAUGACAUGUUUGUAACAUUACAUUUUAAGAUAUAGGUAUUACUCUAUUGGCAAAUAUUUAUUUCCAAUAAUAUUGUAGUAAACUUUAAUUUUAUUGCUUUUGUUGGGCAAUACAAUAUUGUUCUUUAAUGGUAUAGUUUGUUGAUGUUCUUUUUCAAUAUAUGUGCAAUUGAUAUAAUUUGUCUUUGGUGCUUUUUCUCAUUGCCAGAUACUUAUAGGGAGUUAGAAGUGAAAGCAUUGUAAUUCUAUCUCACAUUUUAGUAUUGUUGUUGUAGAUCAUCACAGGAGCCUGUUGGAAAAAAAAAUAUUUAGUAUUCUUUAAAUUUAGUGGUUCAUGUUCCUAGCUGUUCAAUCAAACAGCUUUAUGCAAAUUGUCUGGGCUUCAUUCUUUGGUACAAUUAUAUUAGAUGUGUGACUAUUGAACUCUAAUGAUUGUUGCUCUGUUUGGAAGGCUCAUCAUCUGCUUCCGUUGUCAUGUGUAUUUGUAUGUAAAAGUUUUCUCUUUUGUUUUUAAAGAUGCUGUGCAUGAAACAAUCUGAACUUUCAUGGCCUAAGUGUGUUGUGUAAUAAGCAGGUGCAAAAUUUCUCAUAAGGCUACAUGGUUUUCUUCUAUUGGUAUUUUGUAAGGUACACAUGGGAAUAAUAGCUAUUGUGUAUAACAUUUUUAGUUUUAUCUAAGUAUUUGUAUGACAUGGACUGAUCUUUUCAGUGUGUAAACUGAAAGAUGAAAUUUUGCAUAAAAUGAAUAAUUGAAGUAACAUAGACCACAUAUGUUUGUGGAUCUCUGUAUCAGGUAAACUGACAUGGUUUCAGAGCAGAUUAUCCUCAAAUGUCUUUUUUUUGUAGUGUGUUACGUCAAAACAUUGUGCUUUCUGUCUGUUACACCAUUUGCUGUUUUGACCUAGUAUUCUCAUAGUCAGGUAUCAAUCACAGCAUUUAUUGGCAGAGAUGAACAUAUAAUUUAAAGUUCAAAAUAGUAUAAUUAUCAUAAAAAUCUCAAUUUUCAUACAAUAUAUUGCAAGAAGGCAUGAAGCACUGCAAGAAGGCAUGAAGCACAUGGUGUACUGAUAAACACAUCAUUCCAUUUUUCUUAGUUGUAGAUAUGAUGAUAUUGAUAAUCUGCAUAUUUUGGCAAAAACUGUAGCUUCAUUAAAUUAAAUAAUUGCAUCCCUUUCUUUACAUCCAUAUGGUAUUUAUAACUGACUGGCAGCUACACAAGCUGAUUGCAUAAUUUGGAAUUUUUAGUUGGGAAAGUACAAUGUUAGUAUGGUUUCUUUUAGGUUUGUAUUCUCACUGUUUCUUAAGUGAAGGUGGUUGGAAUAAAAAUUAUUCUUUUCGUGCUGUAUUAGAAUAUUCUUGUUCAAUAAACCAGAAUUAUAUAUAAAUAUAAUAGAGGGAAACAUUCCAUGUGGGAAAAAUAUAUCUGAAAACAAAGAUGAUGUAACUUACCAAACGAAAGCGUUGGUAUGUCGAUAUACACACAAGCAAACACAAACACACACACACAAAAUUCAAUUUUGUGUGUGUGUUUGUGCCUGUUUGUGUGUGUAUCGACAUACCAACGCUUUCGUUUGGUAAGUUACAUCAUCUUUGUUUUUAGAAUUAUAUAUAAUGUGCUCAUAAGCUGACCACUGUAGAAGAAAACUGCAGUAACUGCAAGUAUGUUUAAUAGUACUGUGCCAGCUAUCUUUGUGUAUGGUCAUGAAAUAUGGAAUAUAAAAUUGGCGACAUUCAUUAAAAUGACACACAGCAGCAACUUGUGGAACUGAAAUAUGUGGCACACCUGUUCUAGGUUCGUAGAUAUGGUGAUAAUUUCUAAUUAUUUGAUUACAGUUGUAAGUUCUGUGCAAACAGGUGGUCCAUCUGUGAUAGCAAAACCAUUCCAUGUGUGAUGCAUAUAAUUGUACUAGUACACAGUUUAACUUAUGGAACCAUAUAUUUAUGUUAUUAAGUAAAUAUCCUUAUGCUUUGGUUGUAAAGCUGUAUAUAUUUAAUUCUUUUCUAGUCAUUUUGAAAAACAGAGUUUUUGGAAGUGUGUUGGCUUCAGUGUGUAUAACAACAGGUAUUCAUCUUGAAGUUUUGCAGAGAUUUUCACUGAAGUCCAUCAAAGCAGAGUUAGUACAAUCAAAUAUCUUCGCUAAGUGCAAAUGGUGCUAGAAGAGAAGUUAACUACUGAACAAAGUUACUUAACCCCAGUGACUUACACGUCAUGAUAGUGUAAAAUUUAACUGUGUAAUAUCAUUUUAUUGAUGUGGUGUCUUUUGUAUGUGUUAUGGAGAGGGUUAUGGGAAAAUACAUCAUAAAUAUCUUCAUGUGGUAGUAAUCUCUGUGGGGCAGUGUUCUGAUAGAAUUUUGUCAGUAACAUCACAGAUGACUGUAGUUGUGAUUAUUGACUGCUACUUUAAUUUUCAUGUGAUAACAAGCAGUAAGAGUAUUCUGUCAGUUACGUUCACAUCACAUUAUAUUUGUACUUGAGACUACUGAUAAUGUACCUUAAACAAAUAAGUACUUUGGAUUAAGUACAGUUAAGUAGUGACUGGUAUAUGAGUGUUGCCACAGGUGCUUUUCUUCCCAUUCUGAUAAGGUUUUGUUUUGUGGUGGUACUUCGUAUUUAAUCAUGAAAUGUGGCACAGAAACAUUACAGUUACAUUUAUUCAGUAAUAUGCAUCUGUCACUAUCAUUUCCAAAACUCAGUAGUACACCUAGUAACACAUGUGCCCACCUAGCCCUUUCGCAACAAUUAUAGGCAGUAUGAAAACUGUGUAAUGGGCAGUCACUACUUAAGACAUUUUACUGUUAGGCUUUAUGUAAUUAAUUAGUAGGAAUAACAAAAUUAAUUAAUUCAUUCCAUUAGAAAGCUUUUUGUCCUAAAUUUAGUUUUAAAGUAUUGAAUUUCAAAGUUAUUUGAAGUGUCCAGAAACAGUCUGUGAUGGCGAUAUAUGUAAUGGCAUAAUUUGUGAAAGAAUGAGGACUCUUUUUGGUGCAUAUUUGGAUUAAAGUAGCAAGUGAAAUGUGAUAUGUAGUAAAUAUAUUUCGUCAAACUGGCAUACAAUAUGUUGUUUGAUUUUUCUUGUUGCAUUGAUUAGCCAAAUAUUCUAAUUGAAAUUGUCAUAGUAGUUGUUACUUAAGUUAUUUUAGAAAUUUGCGUGUUUACAUAUUUAAAGUAUUUAUGUUCAGCUGUAGCUGGUACCAAAAUCUGGAGAGAACAAAUGCAUAUGAACAUACAGAGGCAGUUUAAUUUAACAGACGGCUAGCAGUAAACAAAAUAAAUGACACGUUUUAAGGUCAUAAGAGUCAUUUCGAUGUAACAAUGCAAAAUAAAACUGUUUAGUUAUGGAAAGAGGAAAAUGUGUGACAGUUUUUUUAGUAUCCUGCACAGUCAAUAAGCCUAUCAGAUUUGGAAAAAUGAGCACAUGUUUUAUUUGCUUAUUCUGUCCAUUUUGUAUAUAAUUUCUUUUGAGUGAUAAGGAGCUAAUGAAAUAAAUUGGUAGGCAUUUCUUCAGUAUAUUUGUCCACUGUGUGUGUACUCAUCAAAUGACUGCAUAAUGUGAGCCACAAUUUUCACCCAUCAUUGCAUUACAUUUCACUCUAUUUUGUGAAUGUUUUCAGAUGUCAUUCUGUUGUACCAGUUUCUCAUAUAGAAUUAUUUUAUUUAUUUUUGUUGACUUUUUUAAGUGUCUGAGCUGUGAACUUGUACCUGUGAUGUACACAUUACAAGUGUUAAAACUUGCAUGGAAAUUUGCACAUGUAGUGGAAAAAUGUUGUAAAAUGCCUUGUACAGGUCAUUUUUCUUGUUGAAAAUGAGAAAAUUAGUUAUUUGUAGUAGAUGUGGUUAAUUUUCAUUUGACAUCACACCAAAUAUUAAUCAUCUCAUUAGUUUUGGUACUCAGAAACUGUAAUUCUUCAUAGUAAUAUCAGUUAUUCACAUAUUUUUUGUGCAAAUUCCAUUACUUUCUGUUAAAGACUUAAAUAUUGUUCCCUACUUGCCAGUAAACAGCAUCAAGUACUUACAGUUCUCCAGUUGCAAGAAUGGCUUUUGUUCAUUCUAUCAGCUGAAACAAUACAUUGUAUGUAAUCACAUCUCUGGUAAUAUAGAAAGUAAUGUUUGUCACGUUAAAAUGCAUGUCAAUUUUGCUGUCCAGUCACCUGUGCAGAGAACAAGGAAUAAUGAAAGUGUUUAACUUCCAGACCAGGAAGUGUAUCUCACCUUUUAAUACAGUAAGAUGUAAUAGCUCAGGCUAUACAUGUAAGACCUUUGAAUGUAAAAGAAAGAUAUUUUUGUAUAAGACAGUUUUUUAUUCUGUACCAAAUUGAAUAAAAUGUUGAAGUAACACUGUAUGGGUGUUUGUAACCCGUCAGUAAAGACUCAA
Molecule: messenger RNA, 7640 nt
Organism: Schistocerca piceifrons (Central American locust)
Lineage: Eukaryota; Metazoa; Arthropoda; Insecta; Orthoptera; Acrididae
Product: protein FAM91A1
Exons: 14
Coding region: 224-2845 (873 amino acids)
Source: RefSeq, a predicted model, not a curated record